Messenger RNA from Mycena citricolor, 1158 nucleotides. The record is from the annotation of a GenBank genome assembly. NCBI's taxonomy places the organism in Eukaryota, Fungi, Basidiomycota, Agaricomycetes, Agaricales, Mycenaceae.
AUGUCUGGCGGACCCUCAGCCGAGCUUCUUGUGUAUCUGGAUGAACUUGAGGACUCCCAUUCAGCCCUGAGUGAUCAGGCAGAUGUGUUGGUACUUUACCGCCUGAUAAACCGGCUCAAUAGCCUCUGUGAACGACUGGAGAAUGAGAUGCCACCCCACUCCCUGCUUCCUCUCCCAACCCAGCUCUCAACAAAGUUAUCGGUGCUCAAAGCGGAUCAAUCUCUCUUUGAGGAUGUCUGCGUUCUACCCACGGGGAACAAGAUCCCGCGGUGGCUUGAUGACUCUGAUGUCAGGGAUGGGAUUCAGAGUAUGCACAGUCUGGACCGGUGUCGAGAGGAACUCGCACGACUGAAUCUUGAGAGGGAGAACCUCCAAAAUGUACUGGAAGAAGAGCGGUUGAUUUGCCACCAGUGCCUCCACACUACCAAAGACCCCACACUGAUCUACCUACUCAACGUCCAUAUGGAUCAAAUUCUGCUUCUAACCGAGCACUGGCAACCUUCUUUCAAAAACUACACGAUGCACACAUCCAGCGGCGGCCAGAUCACUCUCAGCGAUCGUGCAAAGGCAUCAGCAAGCAAUCUUUUCUCACAACACCAUCGUGCCAACGCAUCCGCACCUCUGCCAGUCGUUGAAGCAGAUGCAUCAGCAGACAAUCCUUUCCUCACUGAUGCAUCCGCACAGAGCCAGGGCAACAUGCAAGUGGCUCCAUCUGCUCCAUCAGCAUAUCUCCAUUUGCCAACGUCUCUCGAAGACGUCGAGGACGAAGUCCUUGAUGGAUUUACAGACAUAGAGGAUAUCAAUCUUGCCUUGGAAGUGUUGAAUGUGACUGAGAGUGACGAUACAACAAUACCGGAUGAGGGCUCAGUACAAAUCCACAUCAGAUGGGACCUUCCCCUAAUAGAGCUCAAAUAUGACCUUGGCCUGUUCUCUGAACUGCAGGCAAGGAACAACCGCUUGUCGAAGUCUUCAGCACAGCUCUCACACAUUAUUGUUCGGGGAGGCUCCCUCCCUAAUAUCAUAAUUGAGCCAGCUGAUCUAGCCCGGAUUAUAGACCAUCAUGGAUUGCUGAGUGGGCAGUGCAUCAACGGUGUUGCGGCCUCUUUCCAGGCUUUGUUUUUGCAUGUGCACAGCCCUCAUCACCUUGCUGCUUGUUGA